AAGUCUCUAGUCUUUUAAAUAUUUUGUUGAAAUCAAAUCGCUGUCCCAGAAUGUGGCUGUCUCCGUGUAAUUCCUUUGCAAUUUCCGCAAUAUUCGGAUUGGGAAUAUUAUUUUUUUCGGUGUGCCAAGCCGACGAGGAUGCCGUCGCCGCUGAAGAUUCCCUAAUGCUGGAGAAGGGAAUCGCCAGUUUAUCAAAUGUCAUGGUUAAAUAUCAAGAACAAUUCGAUAAUAAGGUGAAGUUCGCACAACUGCAGAAGGCCAUCGAAGUGAUUGAUAUAUCGAUGAUGAAUUACCAGGGCACGGCCAAGAAUAGAUUGGGUUCGGUGAGGCAAAAGAAUUCUGCGGCACGCAUCGAAUACCACAGGUGUGUGGCUCCGGUGUUCGAAUGGUGCAUCUCCGUCAAUUCCACCUUCCUCAUCAUCAUACCCAAGUUGGUAGAUAAAAAUCUGACUGAUAGGAAUAAGGAUUUAAUCUGGAAUAUGACUGUCAAGGCACUCCAUUUGGGCCUCAAUAAAACCACCGAAUCGCUAGAAAUUUUGGAAAAUGUCCUUAAUUGCACCACCUCGUUGAGAGAUCUAUUCAAAUCGAUCGGCCAUGAGAUCGCUGAUGAUUUCGGUCCGAAAGGAUUUUACGGAGAGUGGAAAACUGCCUUGGAGAAGGACCUAACGAAAGAGCAGGAGGUAAAAAAGAUGAUAAUAUCGGGUUUCGUCGGAGUUGUGUUUGGGGCUAUUACUACGUUGGUUUUCGGACCCAUUGGAAUCCAACUCGGUUUUCAAGCUGCUUUCGCCGCCUACGACGUGCAGAAUAGGAUCGAAUGGAACAAAAAGCAAUCCCUCAAGGAGAAAAUAGAGGCCAUCGACCAGUUUUUCGUCAUCCUGGUGGAGAAAGUGGAAAACGCUACCAAAAUAGUGGACGAAAUCAAUGUUGCCUUGAAGGAGGACAAACUGAACCUUCAUGCUCUCAAAGGACGGAUCGAAGGUGCCGAUAAUGAUAAAGGUGUGAUCAAGAUGCCAUAUUUCAUCCGAGAAGGGUACGCAUCGAGCCUUCAGGGUUUGAAUGAUCAGUGCUUGAAGUACGUGGAGUGGCACGGCUAUGAUAAACCAUUCUAUCCAACCGAAGAGCCCCGAAGUCGGCGCGAUACUUUGGGACAAUCGGAGAUGUUGGGCAUUCCGGAGAUAGAAUCAUUAAAGGACUCGAAUCGUGGCGGUUUGUCUUCCCUAUUGCCAUGGCACAAGGAUAUGGUUGUGCACUUUACGAAGCACUUUCAAUAAAAAAAAUGUCCAUAUCUUCCUGUCAAAUUGCUUAAUAAAAUGUAAUAGCAAGCAGAUAGGAUAGAAUUUCUAAAAAGAAA
This is a messenger RNA of Drosophila ananassae, 1351 nucleotides long. RefSeq lists its product as uncharacterized. Gene Ontology annotation, biological process: hemolysis in another organism. Lineage: Eukaryota; Metazoa; Arthropoda; Insecta; Diptera; Drosophilidae. The transcript is spliced from 3 exons. Bases 51 to 1271 code for a protein of 406 amino acids. The record is from RefSeq and is a predicted model, not a curated record.